This is a messenger RNA of Megalobrama amblycephala (Wuchang bream), 3575 nucleotides long. RefSeq names its product GATA zinc finger domain-containing protein 14. The record is from RefSeq and is a predicted model, not a curated record. Bases 137 to 2857 code for a protein of 906 amino acids. NCBI's taxonomy places the organism in Eukaryota, Metazoa, Chordata, Actinopteri, Cypriniformes, Xenocyprididae. The transcript is spliced from 9 exons.
GUGUUGACGCCUGAGGGGAGGCGACAGGUAAUUCAGGAAGUGAAAGCGAUGCGUCGUCUUGUUGCCGAAACCACACAGGGAUUUAAAGACACGAAAAUGAAAACCAAACGAAGACUGAUCAGCCCUCCAGACUGACAUGAACAUACUGCUGCUGCAUCCUGUUGUUGUUUUCACAUUGAUAAGUUUGCCUUUGGCCGCUGUGUGUCUGGACCCUGUUCCAAUUCAGUUUGAGAAGACACCCGUGUUGGUGGCAUCAGGGAAAGAUGCCAUCUUUACAGUACAGACUGUGUCUGAUGUGUCCCUUAUCAGAUGGACUGAUAGUGGAGGGACUACACUGGCGAUGUGGGUAAACGGUAAUCCUGUUGUAAUAUCCAUCCUGCAGUAUCAGGGCAGAAUGUCUGUCACUGCCACUCAGCUCAAAAUCACUAACAGCCAGCUCCGUGAUUCUGGAAACUACAGCGUCUCUGUCGAACCCUCUACCACCACAGGACUCGGUGUGAACACCCGUUCAGUGCAGCUCAAGGUGUUUGAUGCUGUGAACGGAGUGAGUUUGUCUCUGCCUGCUCUGCCUCUGGAAGGUGGGAAUGUGUCGCUGAGCUGCAGCUGGUCUGCGGGUUCAGAGGUCAGUGUGGUUUGGGGUAAAGGAGGCGUCGCACUGUCCUCCGACACCCGCAUUACAAUCAGCGCUGGAUCUCUGAUCAUCAAGUCAGCCAGGAGAGAUGAUGCAGGGGAGUACACAUGCACCGUCAGCAACGCCGUCAGCGCCCAAACAGCCAAGGCCACCCUCAGUGUGUACUAUGGUCCAGAUGCCCCACAGUUGACUAAGACCUCAAGUGAGUGUGUUGGCGGUGGAGAUGCAACAGUGGGGCAGACGGUGCGUCUCACCUGUACGUCUACCUCUCUACCUCCUGCCUCCUUCUCAUGGGAACUUAACGGCCAGCCGGUGACCGCCGGCCAAUCGGGGAGUGGCGUGCUGAAUCUGCAGAUCUUCUCCACCAAUCAGAGUGGCACGUAUGCCUGCACCGCACGGAAUGACAUCACAGGAGGGGCAUCAAAGCAGCAGAUAGACCUGGCUAUCGUGGGUACGUGUCUCAGUGGAGGGGCCGUAGCAGGGAUUGUUGUUGCCUGUGUUGUUGCACUCAUCAUAAUUAUUAUUGUCAUUAUUGUGCUCCUGCGACAAAGAAAUGUUGAUCGGAGACUCAAAGAUGCUAUUGGACUUCAGAAGACGAACCAGAAUGAAGGCACCAUAAUUGCAAACAGAGCUCUUGUCAAUGAAAACCACCCUGAUCCAACAUUACACAGUUCACUGCCACAGAACUUCACUGCCAUUCCCAAUAACAACAAUGGGAACGUUGACACAAUGCCACAAAACAUUCCCAGCAGCUCCAACCCACUUCAUCAUAAUGGGCAUCUGAACACAGAUGUAUUUCACCACCACUUUAGUACACUCCCAGACAAUGGGCAUCAAAACAACAAUUCAUAUCCAAGCAAUGACCCUCAGAGGUCGUUCCCACAGCCUGUCCAGCACAAUCCUAAUAUUCUCAUACAAACGGGUAGUUCUCAGCCUGGUGCACUUGCCCAUACAGUUCAUGUAAACCUCAACACAUUGCCACGUACUGACCAGCUGAACAAUGCACAACCUCAAACGGUGCAUGUUAACUUGAACACAUACCCUCCAGAAGCAAACCAGCCAAGUCAGGCAAACCGGCAACAUGCAGACCAGAGAGAAAGUGCACUACAGGGUCAACAUACGAACGCCAACCAUCAAAAUCUUUCUCAGACUGGUUUCAUGAACUCUGAGUCUUUGAGUUUGGGUAAUCAAACACAGACAAUGCUCAAUAAUGCUUCAACAAAUAGAUCUCGCCAACCCAACAGCCUCAUUCAGACGGGGCGCUCGCACCCUACCAACCAAACCAAUGCAAAUCGCCGAACUGCUAACUCGCGAUCAUCAGCAGAGGAGCGAACUCGACAUUCAAACCCUGUUCGGACCAACAACCGGUUAAAUGACACACACACCAGCACGCACCUCCAGCAGAUGCCUUGGGAUCGUUUGCAGGGAACGCCGGCGUACCCCAACCGUGAAGUUGACAGCUCGGACAGCAGCGGAUCCUCAGAAUGGCGGCCUAGAUCUCCACAACGAAAUGCACAGCGGGGUCGUUCUGGUCGGAGAUCCCAGGAGAUUGAACCUGCGAGCAGGACGAUACAAGCUCCUUCUGCUUCCCAAAGAGGAGACCUCCAAAGACCAAUCUCUCCCAACAUGCUCAACCAAUCUCAAAUGAACCCAAAUGUGCAGAGGCAAGUGAUACAACAAAGCAUCAGCACACAGCCGCAAACACAGACUACAGUUCCUCAAAUCCAAACCUCUCCAGGUCAGAAUCCAAUCCAUAUUGGUCCACCUUUGGGAACGACAACAUCUCAAAGUCAUCCUCAGACACAAACUGCCACCAGACCACAUCAGACCGUGGCUCAGCCAUCCAUUCCUCUUACUCAGGCUGCACUACAACAACACACCACCCAGACCGAUAACCCUUUCACCAACCUGAUCCAGCAGACUCAAGCUGCUCUGCAGAACCCUGGACCUUCUCAGCCCAUCCAGCAGCUCAACAAAGCGGGUCAGAGGCCUCCUACUCCACCUCCAGUGUUGAGGCCGGCCGAGUUCCAGGCGCUUCCACGUGAACGCGUGCAACAGGCACGUAACAUCCAGCCUGUGAAAGUGCAACACAGACACAGACCUCCAAACAUGCAAAGACAGACUCGAGUGUGGCAUACGAGCCCUCAGCGAUUGCCAGGAAUGCAUCCCAUGCAUGGACACCCAAUGCACAUGCAACAGGUCCAGAGAGGCAGACCCAGACGCUGAAAAAAUGCAGCGCUCGUCUAGCUCGACACUAUUUGCCCUGCAAAAAAAACUUUCUUAUGAAGCAAAAUGUUUCUCUGGAGGAAACAAACAAAUGCUCAGCCAUUCCUCUGGCCCUCCACUUAUUGUAGCAUACAAAUCUUUGUAUUUUGUUGGAGAGACCACAUUAUUGAUAAAAAGACUGAUCUUUUUGUUUCUCCAGCACAACUGUUACAGAGGCACGUGAAAGCCGUGGAUGUUGAAUAGUGUGAAUUUCAUCCAUCGGAACAAUGCUGCUAUGGGAUUUUUCUUGCGCUCAAGUGUCUGAAAAUAAAACACAAUGCAGUGUUUUUCCACAGACAGGAAGUCUCGAACAAAAUCCAAAUGAAUUAGGAUGGCUGGCAGAGUUGAACUAUUAAAUGAUAAAUAAUGGACUGCCACUAUUUGUCCUCUCGCAACUAUUUAUUCAUCUUUCUGCUCACAGAUGCUUCUUGUGACGCCACUCAAUUAGUGCGAUCUGCUACGGUGCUUUUGAGUAUGAAGGAGACCCAACUAACGGACGUGUAAUUAAUUAAGAGCUUUUAUUUUUAUGUUAAUGAUGUGGAAAAUGUUAAUGACUUGAAGUAAAAUAGGUUGUUGACAGGCCUAGCAAAAAACAUGAUGAAAAGCAAAUGUUUGAUCAGAUGCUUCAUGUACUUUGAGUAUGCAGGAGGUUGUUACAAAUAAAGUCUCCCAAUUUUCA